Hydatigera taeniaeformis is the source of this 5697-nucleotide messenger RNA. Lineage: Eukaryota; Metazoa; Platyhelminthes; Cestoda; Cyclophyllidea; Taeniidae. The record is from the annotation of a GenBank genome assembly.
AUGUCAAUUGCGCUAGACUUUUCGGAGUUUGUUCUUAGGGUUCUUGACUCUAGUUCCAAGCCAGAUGCAACGAUUGGGCUUUGUGACUACAAAGGCUUUUUCCGAUUCGUUAAAGACGUCCUUCCUUUCGUUCGACAUACCUAUGGCGAUUUCGUGCAAAUGUUGGCAAAUCUCUCGUCAUCAAUACUCCGAAAUCACUCAAAUGCAUUUUGUGCAUUUGACGACCUAUGUGAAGAAUUAAAGGUUUUUCUGUCCACAGGGCUGUACGUUUCCUUUGUGGACUUCCUCUUGUGCCUCCUACGGGUCUCGCCCUCAAGCGCUAGUGCAAAGUUACAGGAGGCACAGAAUCCGAACGCUGCGUUGACUCUGUUCUCCCUUCUGUUGCAACAAGUUGAAAUGUCUGGUACGUCCAUUUUCUCAAGCCUACGUUUAGGUCUAAAAAGUACUAUGACUCCCCAAGUGUACAUGAAGUUUUUUGAUGUUCUUCGCGCCUUCCCCAUUGGUGUUGCUCAUUCCACCUUACGGUUGCUCGCUUGGUGGAGAUUUUUGUGUAUUCUCCCGGAAAAAAUGCUCUCUGAUGGAUUUCGUCGUUUUGUGUCUCCGUUUCUCGCAAACCUCUUGGGUCGUUACAUCAGCAUCACUGCUUGCCUCGGAGAUCCGAAUUUUCACCGAUAUCAACUCAGUUCAACCUCGGUUUAUAAUGGGGAUGUUACCGCCCAAGACCUUGCUGCUUAUGUUUUUUCCUGCAUUUUUGAAUAUCCUGAACUAGAGCCUGAAGUCUUCUUGAAGAAAGAAAAAUUACCCAAACUUGUCCUUUCCUCCUCGUUUCUUUCCGAACACAACUAUCAGCUUUUGGUGGCGGUCUUCCACUGGCUUCGUUAUUUGAGCGGUUCGGGUAGGUGCGUUGGAGACCAGAAGGUUGCUGAUAUCUGGGUCAAGUGUCUCAAGUGCAUUAGACAUGCGAUUUCUGUUUGUAAACCUAAUGACGAGGCGUUUAAGAAGGUGUUUAUGCAGCAGAUUCUCGAUCUCUCCCUCCGCCUUGUCUCUUCGCAGACGCCGUGUGAUGAUCCAUCCUCCUCGGGCUCAUUAAUCGAACCUUCCGAUAUCGAUAUUUCUCAAAACCCUACUCCUGGUGAUUGUAUCACUAUUCUUCAUGAAAUAGCUGACUCUUUGGAUUUUGAGAAGCUGCCCUUGGAGUUGAAGUCUGCUCUGAACUACGACAUAUGUGCCUCUUGCUUAAAUCUUAUCUCAGCUUGGCACCGUGACUGUUGUUCAUCUGAUUUAAUUGCUGAUUCGGCUCAGGACGAUAUCAUGAAGGCCGUUAGUCUUUUGGCUGUGGAGUCGGUGGAAAAAGAUGCUCGGUUAGCCGUGAAAGAUAAUAUCGCUGCAACCGCGGGUGGCAAUCUCAAACUUCUUCGUGCACUUCUUGUGCGACUCGUUCCCGAGUGUGUCGAUUUCGUUGAUAGGCAUCUUAAACUCCUCGAUACUCUCUAUUGCAUUCCCUCAUCCAGUGUGAGCUUGACGCUGAAUACCGCAAGAGCGAAUGGAGCAGGACUGCAAGUGUGGGUUUCCUUGACUGAUCGCCUCACUCAACUCACUGUUGCACAUAGAGUGACCGAUCCACCAAAGUCUGGAACAAAGGAAGUAGAAAAUUUGGUUUCUGACUUUCCGACGAUGUUUGCUUUCUGCCUGGCCCCCACGUUCCUUGCUGGUAGCUCAACAGCUCCUCCUUCGCCCGAACUGGAGCAGAAAGUGUUGAGUGCACUGUUCGGUCUCUUUCGCGUUCUGCAUACGGAGGCGUGCCUUCUCACAAGUAUUCCUGUAAAUUCAUGGAUCGACAAAAUUAGUGACUUGAUCAUCGCGUUAAUUCAAAAUGACACUUCUGAGUUUGGAAAGAAAAUAAAUAUGCGCAUUGUCUCCAACUUCGUCUCCUUUAUGGUCAAAUCUGCCGAAGGAAUUGAGGAAAACUUCAAAGACCCUUUUAGUCCUUCGAAGUGGCGCGUUCAGAAAGACAGACCGUUGGGUCAAAUGACAGGACCUGUGAAUGCCAUUUCUUGCUGCCUAGGUGUCAUGCCGUUGGAACAUUUCGAGAUGUCAGUCUGCAACUCGGUGUUUCUUCCACCAACACGGCGGCAUAGCAGUCGGACUCGAAAUUUACUAGGCUCGCAUGUACCCACUGAUGGACCACAAUCUCCAACAAAACUCUAUGAGAUGGUCUUUUGGGAAGGUGAAGAGCAGGAUCAAGAUUCACAUACAGUCCAAUCAGUAACUUGCAAUCUUCUACAUUCCCUUUUUCUUAUUUUGCAGCGACACAUACGUUCCGUAGAAACACUCCUCACGUUGAUUGAGCUCUCCUCUACGGGUCUGCUCACUCUUGCCAAACGGCUCAACUCAACCUGUACUCUUUUCAGAGAUGACGAGGUUCCUGCGAUCAUUGUAACUGCAUUCGAGGCUUUCGUUACUCUUGCUUGGAAUCGCCUUCAGAAGUGUUUCUGCAAACCUGGCGUAGUUGAAAGUCUUCAGCAGCAGAAAGAGCAGGAAUUGAAGCCCUUGGAACUACCGCAACACGCAGUUCGUCAGUUAUUGGUAUUCUUUGAGGCUGCAGUUUAUCUGGCUUCAAGUCCUUUCUCGGCUCUUGAGUACCGGCUUGCUGCUGCAGCGAAAAGUCCAAGUUCGCCCAUCUCACCAGAGCGUGGUCGUUACAAGCGAUGCUGUUACUUUUCAUCUUGUCUAGAAGCCAUCAUUUCGCGCCGUCGUAAAGUUUUCAUCAUGUGCAUUGUGUCGUUGUGGGACACGUUGGUCGUCUCGGCGCCAGCUGAUGCAGCUGAUCUGCGAGACCGAAUUCGUAGCCUGACGGGUCAAUUCUCCAAAUGUUUAGUCGUAGUUUCGCCUCAGAUCUCGCUAUAUCGUCGUGUUACUUUUCCUGACUGGAUUUCGCCCACCAUCCUACUAGGGCGAGAGGUGGAGCAAAGUGAAGCAGGAAACGACCCACCUUACAGUUCCGCAAAAAAAACUUUAAUCCAAAAGACUCGCAAAGCUUCUGGAAAAUUGCCCACUGCUAAUGAAAAGGAACCAGAAGAGGGGUGUAAGCAAGAAAACCACUUAGAGCGGGCACAGGAGACCACUCCUAACCACGAUGGUGUCACCGAAACUUCCCAGAUCUCUUCUUCCCAAACAACCCCGAAGCAGUCAAUGUGUGACUCAUUUUUGGCUUCACGCCGCCUAUGCACCGCAACAGAUCCUCGGGAGUCCCUCCCUCCUCGGCGAGCCUUUAUCUUAGCUCGCAGGAGACCCUCUCUAGCUGCAUCUCAGACAGCUCCUCAACCUUCUGCUGCUAACACAUCACACAUUGUCACGAAUCUUUGUUGUGUUGCAUCAGUCCCUCAGCAGGUUCAACGUCGCCUCUUUUCUGAUGAAGAUGAUGAUAUUAUCGGUGUUGUCGCUUCAGCUACUUCUGCAAUGUCGAAGGUGUUGCCUUCCCCUCGUAGUAGAAAGAGAUUAAAUCCAGGCAAAUCAGACUACAGGCUCCCGCCCAACUUGGCAGAUUUUGAAGAUUCUGCUCAGUUUGUCUUCAUUCCUCCGUCAAAUUGCGCUAGCAAACGUAUGCGUCUUACUGAUCACCAGAAAGAGCGCCGACGUGAACAAAGACAAGCCUAUCUUCCUGCCAUGUAUAACAACCUGGAUAUUAGCAAGGUCUCUGCAAGUUCGAGUGUAUAUUCUCCGAUUAGCUCGUCUUCUUCGCAGUCGUUAAGGGCUCCAGCCCGACCUAAGGCUCAGGCUCAAUCGGUUGGAGCACUUGCGUCACUUACAAUUGCAGAUUCUCAACCACCAGCUCUCUCACCGAAAGCUGCAAAUGCCAUCGCCGGCACGUCGUCUGGUGAUACCGCAGUUUCGUUUGAACCAACACAAGGACUCCAGAAGGAUGCGUCGAUGAUGUCAGCCAACAUUUCAAACGUGUCUCCUCAGAGUGCCAAAACAGCUGUCGAUGGGUCUUUGCUUGGUCCGGCAUUCGAAGAGGAGGCGCCCAUGUGCUUAGAACUUGGGGAGCCAAAAAGUGUUCCUGAAGAUGAUGUUGCGGGAGCGAAAGAGGAAGUUGCUAUCGUAGUAGGCACAAACCCUUCGCAGUUCAACGUGACAUCGACUGGGCAUGCGUCAGCAGCCAGUCCUCGGCAAAACUCACACUCUUCGUCACCUCCCUCGUCGAUGCUCUCGGCCUCGCCGGUGGUAUCUUGCUCUGGCUUGGCUGUGCUAAGGAGUCCUCUUCUUGGAAGGCCGGCGGGUCUAAGAGCACAAAGAAUUCUCGAAAUGGGCCUGGCGAAGGCUGCGGAAAGGAACAGACAGCGAGUGUUGUUUCCAGGAAUGAGAAUUAAUUCACAAUUUACUUCUCCUGUAACAUCUCCAAGUGUGAAGCAGUCAGAUUCACCCGGUCUGAGAUCUGUAUCCCUGAUUAUGGUUAACAUCUGCCUAGGCAUUCUGCGAGAUAUUACUACGCCAAGGCCGAAGACUCGUGUAUCUUUUGUUGAGCAACCAACGGUCUUUAUUCUUGAUUCUUCCGAAUCAUCGCCUAGCACUUUGUGGCUAAAAGGAAUUGAUUCAUCUACGUCAAAAACAUACUCAGUUGCGCCUCCUCCAUCCACCCCUGGAGAGAUUGCUGUUUCUGAUCCUCAGUACUUGCAACGAACAGAGGUGGCCUAUCCCUCGGUUGACACGGCUCUCUUACACGAUCAGCCCGAUGGGUACCUUGAUUUGCGAAUGAUAAGCUUAAGUAGAUUGAAUGGGAAUAGAUGGGUGCUAUACAUGGUCAUUGGUUAUAUUUUACCCGAAAAACUUGCUACCUACUUUAGGAUUUGCGAUUUUUAUGAAAUUACUUUUCUAAUCUUUAGCAAUAAGGAUAUUGAGACUCGUCACAUGGAGAGUUACUCUCCACCAUCACUUUCUUCUCCGAUGGUAAAUCGUCGUCGCAAGUCGACCCCACCGAGACGUCGUGCUCCUAUCAAUCGUGCGUCGAGAGGGACUCUGCGUUCUCCAUUAGGCGGCUCUGGAAAUGCUAGCCCUCUCUUACAUCCACCUUUAGGUUCGGGCGAUUGCGCGUCCUCUCGUGUACCCUCUGCAUCAACAAGAGUAAGAGGCACCGAGGUCGAUCUGGACGCCCUCACUUCUCCCCUCCAGAUCGUCGACUCCAAGCUUUCACAGGACUCGUCACCCGUGGCGAAAAUGCCGACUGCGUCUCAGCGCGAAGACCCAUCGAUAGCUGAAGUCGACAGGGAUGUGUUAGCUGAUGUGACAACUUCGGUCGUUCAAGCCGUUCCUCUCGGUCAAGUGACUGAGAAAGACAAUGAGAAGGAUAUGAAUAACGAAGACGUGGUUGGAGGCGGUCAAGGACCGGGUGACGUCGAGGUGAUUAUUGUUUCGGACACUGAAGCAGAGCAAAAUAGUGAACAGGUUCGUCAAUUUCUUGACAACCCUGCACCUGAGAGACACAAGAGAGCAACAGAAGUAUAUAACAAACAGAUGGAUACUGCUUUGGUUGAUGCCGGCGUUGAGACCACGGUGGAGAAUGUAGCACAAGAUGACGCCAUCGGGCAGGUGCGUGGAAUGCUUGGAGCUCUACAAGAUCGGCUUUUGCUGAUUCCAUGCGAACAGCAAAAGGAAUUGCUGUUAGAGGUUUUGGCUCUUUUUAAGAAUAUCAUUCCAUAA